This is a messenger RNA of Choloepus didactylus (southern two-toed sloth), 2444 nucleotides long. It is a transcript of the gene AKAP17A, whose product is annotated as A-kinase anchoring protein 17A. The record is from RefSeq and is a predicted model, not a curated record. NCBI's taxonomy places the organism in Eukaryota, Metazoa, Chordata, Mammalia, Pilosa, Megalonychidae. Gene Ontology annotation, molecular function: protein kinase A binding; RNA binding. Gene Ontology annotation, cellular component: cytosol; nuclear speck. The transcript is spliced from 6 exons. Gene Ontology annotation, biological process: regulation of RNA splicing. The coding region runs from base 240 to 2291 and encodes 683 amino acids.
CUCCGGCGGACGGCGGCGGCGUGGGGCGGGGACGCCGCGCCUCCGGGGGUCGUCGGGGGUCGGCGGGGAGCUCGGGCCCGCCGAGGCCGGGUGGCAGGGAAGCCCCGCGCCGGACUUUUCCCGAUGCCUGGAGCUGAGCUGUUUGCAGCCCCUUCACCUCCCCAGCGCAGUGUGUGCAGUCUCCUGUGGAGCAGUUUCUAGUGUGCCACUUCCCUGCCACUGAGGCCCAACGCGCAGCUAUGGCAGCAGCGACCAUCGUACACGACACGUCUGAGGCCGUGGAGCUGUGCCCCGCGUUCGGCUUGUACCUCAAGCCCAUCACGAAGAUGACCAUCAGUGUGGCGCUCCCGCAGCUAAAGCAGCCGGGCAAGUCCAUCUCCAACUGGGAGGUGAUGGAGAGGCUGAAGGGCAUGGUGCACAGCCACCAGUUCUCCACCCUCCGCAUUUCCAAGAGCACAAUGGACUUCAUCCGCUUUGAAGGGGAGGUCGAGAACAAGAGCCUUGUGAAGUCCUUCCUUGCCUGCUUGGACGGCAAAACAAUAAAGCUCAGCGGCUUCUCUGACAUCCUGAAAGUCCGCGCCGCUGAGUUCAAGAUAGAUUUCCCCACGCGCCAUGACUGGGACUCCUUUUUUCGAGACGCAAAAGAUAUGAACGAAACUUUGCCAGGAGAGAGGCCGGACACGAUUCACCUGGAAGGGCUGCCGUGCAAGUGGUUCGCCCUCAAGGAGUCCGGCUCCGAGAAGCCCAGUGAGGACGUCCUCGUCAAGGUGUUUGAGAAGUUUGGCGAGAUCCGCAAUGUCGACAUCCCCAUGCUGGACCCGUAUCGGGAAGAGAUGACUGGCCGCAACUUCCACACAUUCAGUUUCGGGGGACACUUGAACUUUGAGGCCUACGUCCAGUACUGUGAGUACGUGGGCUUCAUCAAAGCCAUGAGCGCCUUGCGUGGGAUGAAGCUCAUGUACAAGGGCGAGGACGGCAAGGCGGUGGCCUGCAACAUCAAGGUUUCUUUUGAUUCAACCAAACACCUGAGUGACGCCUCCAUUAAAAAACGGCAGCUCGAAAGGCAGAAGCUUCAGGAACUCGAGCAGCAGAGAGAAGAGCAGAAGCGCAGAGAGAAGGAAGCCGAGGAGAGGCACCGGGCCGAGGAGAGGAAACAGAAAGAACUAGAAGAAUUGGAGAGAGAGAAAAAAAGAGAAGAGAAGCUCCGCAAGAGGGAACAAAAACAGAGGGACCGUGAAUUCCGCCGAAAUCAGAAAAAGCUUGAGAAGUUACAAGCCAAAGAGCAGAAAAAAUUACAAGAAAAAAUAAAGCUGGAAGAGAGAAAGCUGCUGCUGGCCCAGAGAAACCUGCAGUCCAUCCGGCUGAUCACGGAGCUGCUGAGCAGAGCCAAGGCCACGAAACUCCAGGAGCAGGAGCAGAAAGAGGAGAAGCUGCGGCUGCAGCAGCUGGAGGAGCGGCGGCGCCUGCAGGAGGCCGAGCUCAGGCGCGUGGAGGAGGAGAAGGAGCGCGCCCUGGGGCUGCAGCGCAGGGAGAAGGAGCUGCGCCAGCGGCUGCUCAGCAUCCUGCUCAGCAAGAAGGCCGACGGCUGCCCCCCGCCCGACGAGCUGGGGGUCUCCCACGCCGACCUGCUGCGGCCGGUGCUGGACAUCCUGCAGACGGUGUCGGCCGGCUGCGUCAGCGCCCUCUCGCCGUUCGUCCUCGCGGGCCAGGCCCCCCACGGCGCCCCCAAGGAGGCCCCGGGCAGCCCCCGGGUGGACUCCCCUGCCAAGACGGUGAACGGCAGCGCCGCCGAGGACGCCCCGUGCAGGGAGAGCCCAAGCGCCCCCGGGGCCGCGGGGGACAGCUCGCCGGAGAAGAGGAGCACGGGCGUCCUCUCCUGCAUCCCCGACAACACUCAGCAGCCCAAGGACGUUGCCGCCUGCGUCGCCAAGAAGGACGCGCGCUCCGAGCAAGACAAGUGCAACCGGGAGCCCAGCCCCGGCCGCGGCCGCGCCAGCCGGGACCGCAGCGGCGAGGACCGGCACCGGCGGGAGAGGAGCGGGCCGCGGGCCGCCGGCGGGCAGGGGGACGGCGGGCAGAGGAAGGAGCGGCGGCCGCACCGCAAGCACUCCCGCAAGGACGCGAGCCCCCGGCACGCCCGCUCCCGCCGCUCGCGGAGCAGGGGCCGGCGCAGCCGCAGGGAGCGCAGUCGCGACGACGAGCGCCGGAGCAGCGGCAGCCGCAAGCGCAGCCGCCGCCGGGGCUCCCGCUCCCGCUCCACCAGCCGGCACCGCAGCACCUGGGACAGGUAAGGAAGGGCCCCGCGGCCCCGCCCAGCUCGGACCAGGGCCAGGCAGGCCCGCCCCGCCCGCCGCUGCCCGCACGGCCCGUCUCAGCGUCGCGAACUGAAGGUGCGGGUGCAGCCCGCCGGCGAGGGGCGGCUCGCUGCGUCUGAAAUCCACGUU